Messenger RNA from Lepisosteus oculatus (spotted gar), 4016 nucleotides. RefSeq names its product peptidylprolyl isomerase G (cyclophilin G) (gene ppig). The record is from RefSeq and is a predicted model, not a curated record. Gene Ontology annotation, biological process: protein peptidyl-prolyl isomerization; protein folding. Lineage: Eukaryota; Metazoa; Chordata; Actinopteri; Semionotiformes; Lepisosteidae. Gene Ontology annotation, molecular function: peptidyl-prolyl cis-trans isomerase activity.
UUUCUCUUAGCGCCAUCUUUAGAAAUUAGUGAAGGAGAAAAACUGAAUAAGGCUCGUCUUCCUUCUGGGUUGGGGAGCAGCCGAAGGGUGCCGGCAGUUACAGAAUUUACUGAGGGUGAGAUUCGGCGAGCGACCAUGGGUGUGAAGGUACAGCGCCCACGCUGCUUCUUUGAUAUAGCCAUCAGCAACGUGCCUGUGGGAAGAGUUGUGUUUGAAUUGUUUUCUGAUGUGUGUCCUAAAACAUGUGAAAACUUCCGCUGCCUUUGCACAGGGGAAAAGGGCAUUGGAAAGGGUACGCAGAAACCAUUGCAUUACAAAGGAUGUUUGUUUCACAGAAUUGUAAAGGAUUUUAUGAUUCAAGGAGGAGACUUCAGUGAAGGAAAUGGCAGAGGCGGUGAAUCUGUUUAUGGAGGAUUUUUUGAAGAUGAAAGUUUCUCUGUCAAACACAACAAAGAGUACCUGUUAUCAAUGGCUAACAGAGGCAAAGAUACAAAUGGCUCACAGUUCUUCAUAACAACAAAGCCUACACCUCAUUUAGAUGGCGUUCAUGUAGUUUUUGGCCAAGUGAUCUCUGGCCAGGAGGUGAUAAAGACUAUUGAGAAUGAGAAGACAGAUGCUAGCAGCAGACCGUAUGCUGAAGUAAAAGUUAUCAGCUGUGGGGAGCUCAUUCCAAAAUCUAAAGCCAAAAAGGAAGAACGGAAAAGGCGCAAAUCGCCCUCUUCUUCAAGCGACAGCAGCAGCUCCAGUGAGUCCGACUCGUCCUCGGAGUCCUCCUCGGAGUCCCAGGGCGAGUCCGAAAAGGAAUCCAAGAAGCAAAAGAAGAAGCACAAGAAGGAGUCCAAAAAACGCAAAAAGGAAAAGAAAGUCAAGAAGAAAGAGAAGAAAAGCUCCGAGGAGGGCAGCGCGGAAGAACCAAACGAGGCCCAGCCCGUCUCCACGGUGCGCCCCGAGGAAAUUCCUCCCAUUCCCGAAAACAGAUUUCUGAUGAGGAGGAGCCCUCAGCAGCAGCAGCAGCAGCAGAAGGAGGAGAAAGGAAAAGAGAAGGAGAAGAAAAAGGAUAAAGAGAGGGAGAACAUUGCUUUGAACUCCCAGCCAUCACCGUAUCACAGGAGACUUCUGGUGACAAGAUCUGGCAGGAAGAUUAAAGGACGAGGACCAAGACGCUACCGAACUCCAUCGAGAUCCAGGUCGAGGUCGCGGGACCGGUUCCGGCGCAGCGAGACGCCGCCCCACUGGAGGCAGGAAAUGCAGCGAGCUCAGAGGAUGAGAGCUCCCAGCGGAGAGCGCUGGAUCAAGGGAGACAAGAGUGACUUAUUGGAGAGUAAGGAUGAGACGCCCAAACCUCCAACAAGAGGAAGGGAGCGAAAGUCCUCCGAGAACAAACAGGAGACUCCAGACAGUCCCAGUAAAAGCAGGGAGAAAGAGAAAAGAGGCAGGUCACGCAGGUCCAAGAGCAAGGAAAAGGAAUCCAAGAAGGAUGCAGACCGAGAGGACAAGCACGACAAACACAAGUCCAAGAAAAAGGCAAAAUCUAAGAGUCGCAGCAAGAGCAGAGAUAAGACGGCCAAGUCUAGGAGCAGAGAGAGGGAACAAAAGCGCAGUAAAGGUGAUGAGAGGAGAGGCAGGUCAAGGAGCAAAGACAAAAAUCACACUAAAGCGAAAGAAAAGGUAUCUGAUCUGGGAACAAAAGACCGAGAGAAGAGUAAAAGCAAAGAGAGGACCAAGAGCACAAGGUCUGAAAGUAAGGAAAAGGCCGAGAGUAAAAGCAAGGAUCGAGAGAAGCGCGUCAAAUCGAGGAGCAAAGAGAGGGACUCCAACAAGGACAGGCACAGGAGGUCGAGCAGCAGGAGCAGGGACCGAGGAAGGCGAGCUCAGUCGCGCAGCAAAGACAGGGAACGGAGCAGGAGCAGGGAGCGCCAGCGCGACCGGGACCGGGACCGGGACAGGGACAGGGAUGGGAAGAGACGCGGGAGAUCCAGGAGCAGGGAAAGGAAGAGGAGUCCAGACAAGAACAAAAGUAGAGACUCUCGGAGAAGCAGGAGAUCCAAGAGUGCGGAUCGGGAGCGGGAUAGGAGCAGAAGUGAAGAUAAAGACAGGAGUCAAAAUAAGGAGACUUCGCACCAUAAAAGGAGUCGAGGCAGUGAAGAGAUUCGGCGAAAGAAGAGAUCUCAAAGCAAGGAGAGCCACAGCAGUUCUGAAAGUGGAAGCGAAAGAAAAGCCAGGGAUAAAGAACACAGGAGCAGGAGUCCCAGCUCGAAGAAAAAGGAGGAAAGCAGUAAAGAGAGCGAGCUGUCACACCGGAGCAAGGAGAAAGAGAAAAAACGAUCCUCCAGUGAAGAAAGAAAUCAAAAGUCUAAGAGUCAAGAAAAGGAUAAAAACCAUAGCAAGGAAAAAAAAUACGGCUCAAGUCCAAGUUCAGAUGAGAGUGAUUAAGUAAACGUACUGUACCUUUGGGACCUUUAUUCUGAUGUUAAAUAUCUUCAAUUUGGCUGAAAACACACUGGGGACAUAUCUUUUUAAAUUUGACUUCAGUUGGCUCUUCAGACAAUCUGCAGUCUGGAAUAUUUCUACUACUGAAGUUUUAGUAAAGUUUUAAAGUGACAUGGAACCUGGUUUUGUUCUGGUGUGACUGUAGGUGGGAGUUAUUUUUGUAUGGCUUUCCCUGGCUACAUUUUCCAUAUCUUUUGAAACAAGGAGGCGUCAUCUUUAAACAUUCAGUAAUAAAUUGUUACUGGAAAAUAAGGAACUCCUUAUUUGACCUUGCAAGAAACACGUGGUAUCUACAUGUAGAUGCUUCUGUAAAAAAAGGCAGAGUUUAAAAUGUGAGCUUCAAGCAUCUUUACAGGUGUUUAUCCAAAAACCAGUAAGCUCAGAAUUCUGCACUGUCGGUCUCUUCACUUUCUGGGGGGACAUUAUUUUUUGUUUUAGAGGGACUCUGCAAGAAAGAAAAGAAUGAACUUAGCGUAUUCAACUGAAGUGCGUAACAGGUUAAAAUAUUUGGAAAAUGUAUUAUGUUAGUUGCUUUUUUUGUGUAAAGUUUAAUUAAAAUAGAUUGAACCCCUUGAAAUACCAAAAUUGGAAUGAGUGAUUUGUAUCGCAGAGGUUUUGAGAAGAGAAUUAUCCAUUGUAAAAUGUGGUCAUUUUUGGCAAAAAUGUAAUGUUUUGUAGAUACUAACGAUCGCUCUGAAACGUCUGUGUGACGUUGCAUAGAGCACAGUGAGUUAUAAAAUGUGUAUUUCUGUCCUUCUGUACCCCAGAUGUUAUGAAGGCAAAUGCAAUGUUUUAAAACUGGCAAAUCAUUUUCUUGAUCAUCAUGGAUUGAAAGGGCUUGCUACUAUUGUAUUUUUAAUAUGAGCUCUUUGAAAAACAUUACAUUUAUAAGCAAUGAAAUUUGUAUAUAAUUCAUAUAUGUGAAAUGAUCAGAAUUUGUUGAGCUUCUUUCAUUUUUAUUUUUGUUGGUGUUUACUUUAAAGAUUCAUAAUUUGACAGAAGGGUAUAAAAAAUGCAUGAAUUGUCUCCGGUAUUGUCCUAUACUGAGCUUCUCUUCGUUCCUCAUCCUUUCUGUGUAUGGGAUUGAAGGGUCAGCUCCGUUCUGGGUGAACACUGUACUGGCUGUGCAGUCAAUAUUCUAAAUUACAUGUACGGUUUAAAUUGAAUCCAUAAUUUUAUAUUCUUGUUUUAUACAUUUUUUAAUUACCAACAUUAUGCAGCUAUCUGUGAAUUAAACUGAUUUUUGUGAUCUUCUGCCAUUCAUUAGAAAAUAGUUCUGUUUUUUUUCUUCCAUAUGAAAAUGGUCCUCUGAAUAAAGACUGUUGCCCCAAACGAAGAUAAACGUAUGUUUUACAUUUUGAAUUUUAAAGUUCAGGUACUUUUACUGUUCGGGAAAUAGCCUGAAUUAAUUUUUACUUAGCAUCCGUAAAACCUGUAAAGCACCAUGUGUACUGUUGUAAAUGAGAAUUUGUUCUCAAUUGAUUUACCGGGUUCAAUAAAGGAUUUAAAAAAAAAGGUGGAAACAA